AUGAUCAAACCUUCAAGAAGAUCUAACAGGUCAACGAAGAAAACACUCCUUUCACUCUUACUCGCCUCCUCCAUAGCUUCCACCUCCGCGUCGAGCAACCUUCAACCGAAAGAACGACAAGUGAGACAUCGUGAAUUGUCCAACCGUAGACAUGUGUUGGGUGAGAGGGAUGAUGCAGCCGUGCCGGGUGGAUUCAAGAUCGUUGGAGAUUCGGGUGUCUCAGCGCAAAUGAUGUUCUUAGGUACGGAGAAGACAGUGUAUAUUCUUGAUAAGGCCGAAAACAACUCUAUGCAAGUGACCAACUCGGAUGGUCUUACACAUCCAGCAUGGGGAACGACCUAUGAUCUCACCUCCAACUCUGCGACCGCCAUGUCAGUCUCGUCGAAUACCUUCUGCGCAGCUGGUCUCCCAAUCGCCAACGGUUCUUGGGUUGUAUUCGGUGGAAACCAGCCGGUGACAUACGAAGGUGUCGCUACGAAAGAUGCAAAUGGUGCCAACCCUUACCUCAACACUGACGGUGGUGCAGCCAUCAGGUUGUUAACCCCUUGUGACGAUGGUAACUGCGCCUGGCAAGAAGGUGGUGACGCUUUGACCAUGUCUGGCAAGCGUUGGUACCCUUCAGUAGAGCUACUCGGCGAUGGUUCGCUCAUCGUACUUGGUGGUGAUAACAACGGAGGUUACGUAUCAACUUUCGUUCAGAACAACCCUACAUACGAAUACUGGCCCAAGAAGUCUUCAGGUGGUAUCCACAUGGAUUUCCUCAACUACACCGUUCCCGUCAACCUCUUUCCCCUCACCUACCUUUUACCAGGCGGUAAACUCUUCUUACAAGCUGCUUACAAGACCAUUUUGUACGAUAUGGACACCUUGACUGAGACUCCUCUUCCCGAUAUGCCUUACGCCGUACGAGUUUACCCCGCUUCCGCUGCUACUGCCAUGCUUCCCUUGACCCCUGCCAACAACUACACAGUAUCUCUCCUCUUCUGCGGUGGUUCCAGUGCGCCUUUCAACAAAUCAUCUGACGGUGGAGCCGCCUUCAACGUCACUGCCGUUCCAGCCGAUGAUACCUGUGUACGGAUCUCUCCUGAAGAUGCCAACCCUCAAUAUGUAGAUGAUGAUAGCAUGCCCGAAGGACGAAGUAUGGGUAACUUUAUUUGGUUGCCUGAUGGAACCCUUUGGAUGGGUAAUGGUGUCAACAUGGGUACUGCUGGGUACGGAGACGAGAAGUAUUCUAUCGGUCAAUCAUAUGGUCAGGCUCCCCUUUAUCAACCUGCCAUCUAUAACCCAUCUGCUCCAUCCGGUAAGCGAUGGUCAAGGGAUGGACUUGGUGAAUCAAUUCAAGAGCGAAUGUACCACUCCAGUGCGAUCUUACUCCCCGAUUCAUCCGUUUUGAUCUCUGGUUCCAACCCUAACAAAGAUGUCACGUUCGAACAAUGGAGUACAUCGUAUGAAGUAGAGCAAUGGUACCCAUUAUGGUACAACGAAGAACGACCCGUCCCAUCUGGAUUCCCAACUUCACUUUCGUACGGUGGUGAUUCAUGGGAUUUAAUCUACACUCCCAAAAACGCCUCAUCCGACCCAUCAAACACCAAAGUUGUCGUCAUCCGAACUGGUUUUUCCACCCACGCCAUCAACUUUGGUCAAAGAUACUUGGAAUUGGAAACUUCUUACACUCAAAAUACCGACAGCGGUGAAGUCACUUUACACGUUUCCCAAAUGCCGCCAAAUUCGAACGUCUUCCAACCUGGUCCAGCAAUGAUCUUCCUCACCGUCGAUGGAGUCGCCUCGCAAGGUAAAAUGAUCAUGAUCGGUUCAGGUCAAAUCGAAACUCAACCUGUAUCAGCCGCUUCGGUUUUACCUGAAUCUUCGACCACUACAUCCGAAACUAAAACCGAUGAUUCCAGUGCGGAUUCCAGUGAUUCUUCCAACUCUACCACUUCGUCAAGUCAACAGAAUACAGCGGCCAAAUCUGCUGCCUCACUUUCAGCUGGUCUGAAAUUGUCUACUGCCAUCUUUGGUGGUAUUGUAGGUCUGGUGGGACUCACUUUGACUGUUUUAUAG
This is a messenger RNA of Kwoniella botswanensis, 2061 nucleotides long. RefSeq lists its product as uncharacterized. Lineage: Eukaryota; Fungi; Basidiomycota; Tremellomycetes; Tremellales; Cryptococcaceae. The coding region runs from base 1 to 2061 and encodes 686 amino acids. The record is from RefSeq and is a predicted model, not a curated record. The transcript is spliced from 4 exons.